AAACCAUUUAUUAUUGCGGCGAAAUCCCAGGUCACUGAUUUGGAAAUCACAGAUGGAAGAAAAUACAUCAGUGGAUGGAUCAGUGAAAGCUCAUUCUUUGCUACCAUCAGAGCUAAAAGCAUUGGCUUGAGUUACCUGAAAGACAGAUCAUAUCUUCAGGCAAUAAUUUGGUCAUCAUUGUAUGCAGCAAUCAGAAUGUUUGCAGUUGAGCAGCUGAAGGCCAAUGAAGUUUCUUCAAAUGCUCUGUUUUGCAAUGGGACACUUGACCCUCAAAUCAGAAAUCAAGCCAUUGGUGUGACAGAAGUCAAACAGGACAAGAAUUUUAACAUUAUGGAAGAUAUGUAUGACAAGAAUGAAAACCUUGGUCAUCUUCGGUCAGGUGGGUCCACUUUCAGAAACAGCCUCAACCUAAAAGGGGAAUCAGACUUGCAAGUGGAAAAGGAGAUCGGCAGUUGUUUCCCUGUGAAAGGAUCCUCAAGUUUGGAAUCGGGUAGAAAUCCACUGUCUGUUGAGAAUGUCAGAGUCCCACCAGAAGGAGCUGAGAUGGGUCACAGCAGCAAGCCUGGCACAGCUAAGGAUUGCGAAGAGUUUGCCGUUUCUCCUUCAGAUGACAAUGGCUAUUCCAGCAGCUGCCUGAGUAUAGAAAGCCCAGACAGUGUUGAAGGAAGCAUCUGGGAGGCAACUGGAACUGUGAGCAACAGUCUUGACCUGUGGCAGCAAGCUGCAGCAACAGAGAUUGAAAAUGUUUCAGGGAGUCCACCAGCUGCAGACUCCCUACUGCCUUCAAUACUUGAGGCAGUCCAGAGUCUGCAAGAGAAGCAAAGAUUCAAAGAGCAAGAAAAGGAAAAGCACCAAACUCAGGUGAUCAUGUACCGGCGUUUGGCCUUGCUGCGUUGGAUCCGCAAUCUCCAGCAGAAAGUAAUGGACCAUCAAAGCCGGCUGCAAGAGAGUUAUGACACCAUUUUGAACAACCGCAAGGAACUGCUCAAAUUCAUAAAGCAAGGCGUCAUCUAGCAAUAAAUGCCGGACAGCUGAUGUGUCAAAACACAACUUUUUGAGCAGGACAAAAAAGAAAUUGGAAAGGAACAAAUUAAAUCAAUGAGUACAUCAGAAAAUAUCAUUUAUAUCUUUCAUUAUAGGUAAUCCAAAUGCUGAACUGAUUUAACAGUAAGUCAAGCUGUGAUGGUAGUGUGCUUCAAAGCACAGGUAUUGAUUCAGCUUAAAAAAACUGGGUAUUUAAAUGGGUAGUGUAAGCACCUUUUUAAUGUAUUUUUUUGACGGGGCAGAAUGGAUAUUUUUUUUCUGCUUUCCCACAGCUUUUUGAAUUGCUGGUCCCUGAUUUCAGAGUAUGGUUUCUAAGAUGCAAGCAGGAAUUAAACAAAGGAAUCUAUCUUCACACAGUGGUGAAAGGAUUAAUUUUGUAACACACCACACCCAGUCACACAGUUGGUGUUGUGGUCAUCACCUUGAUUUGUACUGAGACAAGUGAUUUUCUCACAGCAAGAAAACAAUUGUUUCUUACCUGUAUGAUCAGGGAAGAUUAUCUCCAGUCAAAGUUAUAUUAGAAUAUCAUGCUACAACAUUACAGUUACUAUAUUAUAAUAUAUUACUUUUAUAUUUACCGUUUAACACAUUAAACCAAAUCUACAGGUAUUGGUUUCCUUUUAAAUGUGACAUAGAAUACUUUUAACAACUUUUCAAGCUGCUUAAUUAACAAAUCACAUAAUACUUUGCAGAAAUGCUGGUAAGGAAUUAAUUUUUGCUGUCUGCUAGAAAAACAGAAGGAUCAUACAAGGAAUCAAGGAUGUUGACUGGUGUCUGAUGCCAGUAUGUGGGGCACUGCUGAGGAUCCUGACUCUGGCCAGCUUUUGUUGGCUUUAAUAACAAGAUUCUUGGGCAGAGAUACAAUUUACAUUUACGUAAUCAUAUGUACGCUCAAUAUCUUUUGUGUUUGAUGCAUAGAGACACUUUUCAUUAGUUAAACUUUACUUGGUGAUUUUUUUUAAAAUAAAGGCUGUCAUUAAAUGGAAUUAGAGAAAUGUUCUGAUAUGUGAAAUACUCUUUGUUCAUAUUCUCUGCUUAAACUAAGACAAAAUUUUAUUUUUGUUAAUCUUUUGCAGAACUUCUACUGGAGUUCCUUAAGAUUUAUAAGGUCAUUGCAAACAAAAUGCAUUGCAUGUGGUCAAAUUAUUACACUCUGGCUUUUACAAAAAACUAUUCAGUGUAACGGAUUUUCAGCUUUUGACAAAAAUGUUAACACUAUAUUAGAAAUUAACAUAUGGAAGUAUUGCAGUUGUCUCCGGUGUCUCGUGAGAUCAUUAUGCAUAGUUGAUGUUUGGAAAUUGACCAUGUGUACAUCAGAAAUAAUAUUGGCCGGCUCAUUAUACAGGGCAACUAAACUGAACAAUACUUGACAGUAUGGAUCUUUGUAGGAGAGCUCUGUGUGCUGAAACUGCCACACACUAUUGGUUGAAUAUUGCAUUGCCGAAAGUGUAUAAACCUUAUUCUGGACAGAAUAGCAGUUGCAAACAGGAGGAAAUAAGCUGCUCUGGCCCUCUCUGAACUUAGAGCAUGACAAAACACUCUUUUUGACUUGUUUGAAACAUUUAUACUAGUCCUGUAGAUAUGAUUGUUCUGUUGCGAUAUAGCGAACACCAUUUGAGAGAGAAAAAACUAUUAUUCUCUUGGUACUGCAGAUUUAUUUGACUCUUAGGCCUUUGUUAACAAAUGUUUGCAGAAAUGUAAUUGCAAAUGUUUUCCUGAUACUAUCACUAAGAGAGUAUGAUUAAUCUUAAAUUUCUGAUGUGCAGUUGUCAAUUUAAUGAAAAGCAAAGUGGAACAUUUUAUGUACUCAUAUAUAUUUGUGUGUAUAAAUGUGUAUGUAUGUAUUAAAUAUAUAUAAUAUAUAUGCAGUCAAAUUCAAUGCUGAGCUCCAACAAAUGUGAAGUUUUGCUCUCAAUUUGUCAAAGUAUUUAAAAUAAAUCGGUU
Molecule: messenger RNA, 2988 nt
Organism: Carcharodon carcharias (great white shark)
Lineage: Eukaryota; Metazoa; Chordata; Chondrichthyes; Lamniformes; Lamnidae
Product: UPF0500 protein C1orf216 homolog
Exons: 3
Coding region: 196-1014 (272 amino acids)
Source: RefSeq, a predicted model, not a curated record